This is a messenger RNA of Dunckerocampus dactyliophorus (ringed pipefish), 6823 nucleotides long. It is a transcript of the gene micall2b, whose product is annotated as mical-like 2b. The transcript has 16 exons. The record is from RefSeq and is a predicted model, not a curated record. NCBI's taxonomy places the organism in Eukaryota, Metazoa, Chordata, Actinopteri, Syngnathiformes, Syngnathidae. Bases 228 to 2549 code for a protein of 773 amino acids. Gene Ontology annotation, molecular function: protein binding.
UCUUCUUCGGUUUACUUCUGUAUUGAGUUUUGAGGAGGCGACUAAACGGUUAACUUGUGGUGUCUAUGCUGUCCUCACGGGGGUCCCACGGUGUUUAAAACUGUGACAAGGGUUCUUCGAGUGACCGUGUGGAAGAAAAAGUAGGGAGCUCCGUAGUGUUGGUGGUAGCGGAGUGAACGCGGCGAGGAGUCCGCUCAAGCGGCACUGAGCCCCGGCUUGCCGGCGGGAUGGCAGCCGUGAAGGCUCUCCAGCAGUGGUGCCGUCUCCAGUGUGAAGGCUACCGGGAUGUGUCCAUCAACAACAUGACCACGUCGUUCCGGGAUGGGCUAGCUUUCUGUGCGCUCAUCCACAAACACCGACCAGAACUCAUUAAUUUUGAGUCCUUGAGGAAAGAAAAUGUCUAUGAGAACAACAACCUGGCAUUUAAGGUUGCUGAGGACCAGCUUGGAAUCCCUGCACUCUUGGAUGCGGAAGAUAUGGUGGCUCUCAAAGUCCCAGACCGCCUCAGCAUCCUUACAUACGUCUCCCAGUACUAUAACUACUUUCACGGACGUUCCCCAAUUGGCGGCGCAGCCGCUGUAAAGCGGCCUGCUGAGGUACCCGCUGGUGGGCCAGCUGGGAAGAAGAACCAGCCGGUGGUCUCUAAGGUGUUCAAGCCGGCUAAGGCGAACAACCCCCCACUUUCUUCUGACGUCACACGUCACACAGCCUCUUCCUCAAGAAUCACUGCACAGGAGUCGCCAGUGGAUAAAUCCCAGCAGAUAGGAACUCUGAGUAACAAGUGUGUGUCAUGCAACCAGCACGUUCACCUGGUGCAGCGACAUCUGGUGGACGGGAAGCUCUAUCACAGGAAUUGUGCAAGGUCACUGGCUCCUUCAAACACAAGUACACCUCUAAGAGAUGCUCCCUCCAGUGUCUCUUCUCCAGUAGACCUCACUAAAAGCAACACAGUGACCCCCACAGCUCCAACCAGACUGGGCCCCUCAUUGCUGGUCCAGAAACCAAGCACUCCUUCAACUAUCUCCAUCACGUCUUCAUCUCCUCCUUCAAGUCUCCCCACGCCAGCUAAGGAGAGUAAGGGUCCUGUCUCCAAACCCUCAUCUACCAUCAUUACACCUGCCCCCAUCAUCACCCGGCCUGUGGCUGCACCUCGGACCUCUACUACAGCGGCCAAGACCAUCCAGUCCAAGCUUAAGUUCUUCCAGGCAGAAAGCGAUAACAAAAAGCCUGUAGCCAUGAUAGUGGAACCCCGGAGAGGUGAAAAGUGUACUGAUCCCACCCAGGAAACCAAAGGAGGUCAGACUGUGCCUGGAGCUAAAAAUCAAGUAAAGGUGGAGGAACACAAAGUAAAAAAGGCCGGCGACGAAAAUAGUAAAAUGAAGGCUGCAGAAACCUCAAAGAAACUCUCAAACGAGGAAAACAACAACAAUAGUAAGCCAAUGCCAAAGUCUGACCUGCCAAAGCAAACUAAUGUAACCUCUCAGGCAGUCAAGAAGUCCACGGAAGGCGGAAGAGGCAGGGUGAGGCUCAAAGUCAACCCAUCCAUCCUGGCCGACUUGCAGCUUUCACCCUCAGGGGAGAGCCUACCCUCAGGCAGCACCAGUGAGCCCAGAGCCAGAACUCCAGACAGACGCUCCAAACCUGCCAGAGCAUUACCCAACACUUCAGAAGAAGGUGGAGACACCCUUUUCAGACGGCCUCGUCAAACGCUGACAUCUCCAAGGCAACCGCUUGUUGUUGUAACACCGAUGUGUGUGUUCUCAGCUUCAGCAGACAAGGACAUGCCCACAGAGUGGAGGGCCAGGCUUAAACCCAUCUCCAAAGAAACAAAAGCUGCUGACUCAACCCAAUCACCUGCUAAACUGCAGAUGAACGACACUGGAAAAUCACAUGUGUCUCUAAGGCCUUUGGUGGACCCUUCUCAUCCUUCCGGCAUCUCUGUCACCUUCCCGCAAUCACAAGGCCUCAGUAAUGGCAGAAGUGACACCACAACAACAAAAACAAAGGUUUUAAAGACAAAGCCAGACUUCAUCCCCAAAGAGGCCAUCAUGAAGGAGCUGCAGGAGAUCGAAGAUAACCUCAACCAGUUGGAGAAGAGAGGGGUAGAGCUGGAGACAAAGCUACGCCACAGUGAAGACGAGGGGCAGGAUGACUCUCUCAUGGAUGAGUUGAUGGUGGAGUGGUUCAGCCUGAUCAGAAACAAGCAGGUGGCCAUGCGACGGGAGUCCGAGCUUGUCUACAUAGGGAAGACCCAGGAUUUGGAGGAGCAGCAGCCCAGUGUUGAACAGGAGCUCAGGAAGCUGAUAGACAAACCAGAACAUCUGAAGACUGUGUGGGAGCGUACGCGAGAAGAACAGCUGAUGAGCAAAUUGGUGGAAAUCGUCAAUGACCGCAAUGCUAUUGUAGAAAGUCUGGAUGAAGACAGGCUCAGAGAGGAAGAGGAAGAUCAGGAGCUGAACAAGCUGAUGAUGAAUUUCAGUGUUAAAAAAGACAAGAAGAAGUUUUCCAUGCCCAAACUCUUCACGUGGGGGAGCAAGAAGGAAGCGUGACACCAUUUAAACAUGUUUGUUGCUAUUCCUCUGGUGCCUUUCAUGUCAGCGACUCUACUACUUUGUCAGUGGACAGCUGUCAGUGGACAACUGACACACACUGUGUGUGUGUGUCUGUCUGUGUCUAUCCGCACACGCAUACACAGACAGAUCUGAGGGGUUAAUGAUACACUAUGCGAUUGGGUUCAUUGCUCCAGUUGUAAAUUGUAAUCCGCUUGCAGUCUUAAUUUGUCUAGUUAUUACAUCCACAUGCGUGCGCACACACACACACACCGAGCAGGCAUGUCGGUUGUGAACACUAAUAUGACUAAUAGGAGCCAGAGGAACAAGACAUUUUUCCGCCGUUUUAAAGCUGCUUUUUGCACUCGGGUCUGUUGUUGGGUCAGUGUCACACACUGCAACUUCCCUUCCAGUCAUGUCGUAUGUUGGGUGUGUUUCAGGUUCAUCUUUUGAAAACCUACUGUAACUUGGGUGAAAAGAUUCAACUGACUGGUCCAAAGAUGAGAUGUUGGCUGACUUUAGUGAUCCACAUUGGAUCUGAAUGAAUUUAAAACACGUGAAGGCUCUGGAGCGUCUUUUUGUGUGCACACGAUUUAACAUUGUAUUUAAGUUACGUUUACGCCUUUUCUUCUCCUUCUAUAAAGCUGCAACUUAGAAAUUUUAUCAUUAAAUACUGAAAAUUGACCUGUAUGUUUAAUGUUUUGUUUUAUUUAAAAUAAUAUUGUGGAUGAGCAUCUGUUGUUCAUUAAUUAAAAUAGUGAAACUAAUUAUUUAAAAUAAAAUGAUCAAAAUAAUUACAAUUAAAUACACAAAAUUCGUGGAAAAAAUAUUGCAGUGUGUCAUCGUCCAAUUUAAAAAAAGAAAAAAAAAAAAAGAAAAAAAAAAAAAGAAAUUAAAAUUCCACACCAUAACAGAAUUUUAAUAUUUAUAUUGACUGUACUUGUGUUUAACAAAUACACCAAAAUUACACUGAGGACACCCAACAUUUACAUUUACACCUGCACAUUAUAUUUACAAAAGCAAUUAAAAAAGCUAAUGCUCAUUUUGUGAUUGUGGUUAUAGUCUGCAGUGUUGCAUUGAGAUGCACUUAAAUGGGGUAACCAAAAUAUUAGAAACAGCUCAGUACAAUGCAGUGCAGUUCUACACCGCCGUGAACUACAAUCACAAGAAUCAACUUGUUGUUAUAUCUCCAAACUGAGAAUUAUUGUCCUUGUAAAGGCUGAUUUUUAAAUCCAAUUCUUGUAUUUUUUCUCAUUAGAAAUGUGCAAGUCUACGUUCAGUACAUGAAUAACAGGCUGCAGCGAUGAUGCCUUGCCACUAUGGGGCAGCAUUUGCCUUUUCACAUUGCGUCUGUGAUGAACCUGGCAGCCUAAUGACUUAGCAAUGCAGAAGACACAUAUUUAGCAAUAUUUAUGCGUUUUAUAGUGUGUUUUUUGUUGCUAUACAGUAACAAAAUGGGUAAUAGUUCAGGAAGCUGUUGAUGACUGCUUUAUCUAAGUGCAGCUCUGUGUUGUGUUUGCCUUUUUUCUUGUGUCUCUUUCAACACUUAAGAUAGCAGCAGCACUGGAAAAACCAUCACAGGCCAGGAAACUCCUCAUGGACCCUUGGAUGUCGCCCGUGGCAACCCCUUCACAUGUGGUCUCCGCGCACAGGCGCACACUCAUAUUACAGGCAGGAGAAUCAUUUGAGUAUUUUUGCUUGAUGUCUCACUCUUUGUGUUUCUUCAAGUGUGUGUGACAUGAGGCGUCAAAGAGUGAGAAUAGUCUGUGUGCAGAAGACACUUUAAGCUUCUUAAAAGAUGUUUUUUUGUGUGAGUGAUGUGAAUGGCAGAGAGGAUUCAUGCUCGAUCAAUCCCCAGCAUCAUUUAUCUGUGAGGAUAAAUAUUUCUUCUCACACUCACUUUGUAAAACACCAUUACAACCGAGAAUGCAUGGAAUGCUGCCUGAUUAAGUAUUGGAGUUUCUAAAGAACGCUGAAGGGACAAAUGCAAGUAUGAAAUGAAAGCUAUUUAAGAGUGUCUUUAUUCGUGUUACGCAGUUUCAAAACAGUGUGAUGAUAAUAUACAGUCAUGGAAAAAUAAUUAGACCACCCUUGUUUCUUCAGUUUAUUGAUCCAUUUUAAUGCCUGGUACAACUAAAGGUACAUUUGUUUGGACAAAUAUAAUGAUGAUAACAAAUAUAGCGCAUAAGAGUUUAAUUUAAGAGCUGAUAUGUAGCAACUUCCAUGGUUUUCUUGAUCAUAACCAAAAUCAACUAAGUUCUUGGAUAAUAGCUAUAGCAUAGUACUGCCAAAAUAUUUAACUCUUAUGAGCUAUUUUUGUUAUAUUUAUUUAUAAAUAUAUUUAUAUUAUUUACAUUUGUCCAAACAAAGGUACCUUUUAACAAGAAACUGAAGAAACCACGGUGGUCUCAUCAUUUUUUCCAUGACUGUACAUGACAUAUCCAUGUGAACAUUGUUUUAUGUUAGUUUUGUCUUUAAUGGGAUAUUGUUGACAAAAGAAUGUAAGUGAAAACUUAACUUGAACUGUUUAUACACUCCUGAUCAAAAUUUGAAGACUAAUUCCAAAUGGCCAAUUUUGUGGCAUUGACAGAGACAAAGUCUUAGACGUUUUUUUCAUUUUUAAAACCUUUCGGUGGCACAUGCACUUGGCACCAGUAAGAACCUUCAUUUGGGCAGAGGAUCGUCCCAUGUCUUGACGGACAACCAAUCGGAUCCUCCGGCUCAAGGCCGGAGAAUUUUUUUUUUUGGGUCUAUCACUGACAUUUUUGUUAAGAAUUUUAUAAUGGCCGUCUUACUGCAUUCAACCUCAGCAGCAGUGGUGCCUUGCGAGAGGCCUUUUUGACAGGAAAUGACAUUAAUUCCACAUUUUUGCCAAGAUUUUGGCUUCUAAAGGCAAUGGUCUUACACUUUUGAUCAGCUGAUGAACAGCCUAUUUCAGUUUAAUGGUUGCUAGCCAUAAAUUGCUUACUCAAAUUGUUUUUGUCUUACUCCCAUUUCGUCUUUUUACAUUUUUGAAGCUCUAAUUAGAACCUUCCAGAAGAUCCAACAGUGCAAAAAUGUUCUUGUAGUUUUUCAACUCGUUUUAAAAUUUUGAGAUAGAAAUAUUUGACAUAGAAAGAAUGAGAGACCAUUUUUUUUUAUUACUUUCUUCAAAGUCUACAUACACAAAGAUGACACAAAGUUUUUAAACAAUAUGCGAAAGCCCACACGAUGACAUGGCUUUGGAAGCUUCUGGUAGGCUUACGGACAACAUUUGAGUUAGAUGGAGGCACAUCUGUUUAUUUAUUUUAAGACCACACCCAAAACACACAGUUUCUUUGACUUUAUAGGAAAAUCAAAAGAAAUCGGCCAACAAAUAAUUGUGAAUCCCCACAAGUCUGGUUCUUCCUGAGGUGCAAUUUCCAGAUGCUUGAAGGUGCUGCUCAUCUGUUCAAACAAUUAUUUGCAAGUAUAAACAACAUGGGAAACGUCCAACCAUCAUACUGUUUAGGAAGGGGAUGGGUUUUGUGUCCCAGGGAUGAACAAAUUUUGGUCCAAAAUGUGCGAAUCAACCCCAGAACCAAAGCUAAAGUCCAGCAGUCUCUGCACCGAUUUGCCUGUCAAUUUCACACUCUGCUCUUCCCUGACUCAUGCACAAGAUCCCAAGAUACUUGAACUCCUCCACCUGGGGCAAGACCUCACUCUUGACCCACAAGGUGCAAUCCACCGUUUUCUGGUUGAGAACCGUGGCCUCGGAUUUGCAGGUGCCGAGUCUCAUCCCAAAAGCUUCACACUCAGCUGUGAACCGCCACCAUAAACGCAAAAGGUCACAGCUUGAUGAGGCCAUCAGGAUCACAUAAUCCGCAAACAGCAGAGAUGGGACCCUAAAGCCCCCAAACUGGACACACUCAAUGCCUUGGCUACGCCUAAAAAUUAUGUCCAUAAAAAUAAUGAACAGAACCGGUGGCAAAUGGCAGCCUUGGCGUAGGUCAGUGGUUCUCAUGCUCCACUGCCGGACAAAAAUGUUUUCACGCUUCCCUCCCCCGGAUAUGAAAUACUAUUGAGAAAUUUAUAUCUAUUUAUCUGUAGUGUACAGACUGAUCUCAAAACUAAAACCAGUGAAAUGCAACAAAAUGGAGAGCAGUGAAGCAUACAAGCGUAUUUAAGUGUCAAAUUGCAUGCAGAGUACAACAAAUUCAUACAUGUUGGCAGGUCUGCAGUGAUAUUGAAAGUCCUGCCUGCCUAUCACGCCCCCUCUGACAGUUCACCACGAAUCAAAACAAAUGAUACACAGA